AUGUCGGACGUCUCCUCGAGCUUCAGCGAGUCUGCCAGACACCGCCAGUCCAAGAAGGACGAGGCUAUCCGCCGCAAGAUUGAGCAGGAGUUGUCUAAGAAGCGCCAUAGCUCCCGAAAGGCCAAACAGACACAAAAGGUUAUGGCCGGGACCGUCUCGGCCCUGCGUGUUUCCCAGGCGCUGACGGUUUCAGAGUCAAUCACAGUGACGGAGGCAUCCCAGAACAUGGCUGCUAAGCGUGCGGACUGUGUCCUGGUCAUCAAUGACGAGGAGCAUCUCUCGGGUAUCUUCACAGCCAAGGAUUUGGCCUUCCGAGUUGUCGCAGCUGGCCUCGAUCCUCGUUCGACCCGCGUCGCUGAUAUCAUGACCCCCAAUCCCAUGGUUGUCACGACUGACCGUAGCGCUACCGACGCUUUGAACUUGAUGGUUCAAAAGGGCUUCAGACACUUGGCAAAUUCUGAGAUUGUCGGUCUCUUAGAUAUCACAAAGUGUCUGUAUGAGUCGUUGUCAAAGAUGGAAAGGGCCUACGGACAGUCCAAAAAGUUGUACGAUGCUUUGGAGGGCGUAGACAAGGAGUGGGGCGGCAUGCAAAACGUGGCCAUGGUUCAGUACAUGGAGACUUUGAGAGAAAAGAUGAUGUGUCCCGACCUCAGCUCUGUUCUGGAUGGGUCACCUGCGGCUGAGGUCAGUGUGAAGGCAACUGUCAAGGAGGCUGCUAAGCUAAUGAAGGAACGUCGUGUCACUGCAGUCUUGGUCAUGGAUCAGAACGGAAUUGACAUUGCUGGAAUCUUUACCUCCAAAGAUAUCGUCCUGCGUGUUAUUGCUGCCCAAUUGGAGCCCAGCAACUGCAGCGUGGUGCGUGUCAUGACCCCUCAUCCCGACACUGCCCCUUCGUCAAUGACAAUCAUGGACGCCUUGCGCAAGAUGCAUGAUGGUCACUAUCUGAACUUGCCCGUUGUUGAGGAGGACAAGGAGAUUGUUGGAGUGGUGGAUGUUCUCAAGCUGACGUACGCCACCAUGGAGCAGAUCAACUCAAUGAAUUCCAAGGAUUCAGAGUCAGGACCCAUGUGGAACCACUUCUGGAACUCGGCUGCGAUGGCAGAUGGUGAUGAGGGCUCGGUUGUUUCCGAAUCUAUGGCUGCCUCUUCGAUCAUGUCGCCAAGUCUCGCCGCGUCUCCCAGCAGCCACCAGGCCAUGCAGCCAUUCCCUGGCGAGAUCUUCCCCAAUGAAUCCGCCUCGGUAGUCGCUGAGGACCGCAGCGAGCUUAUCCACAAGCAAAUCGAGGAAGAAAGCACGACCUUUGUAUUCAAAUUUAAGUCACCCAUUUCCAACACUGUUCACAGAUUCACAGCUGACUUCACGGACUUGAGUCGCCUUCGAGAAACCAUCAUGGAGAAGGAGCCUUUUGGCCCCGAGUCCGACCCUAGCCAGAGCGCUCUUCUCGCUGAAUUCAACAUUUCGUACUUGGACGAUGAGCAGGAUUAUGUGAUGAUGACCUCGGAUGCGGACUUGGCCGACUCGGUUGCGAUUGCCAAAAAGCAAGGUCAGAACCGCGUCAUGCUGUUUGUCGCAGACCCGAGAGCCUCUCAGGUCCUUCCCCCCAGCAGCGCUACUCUCUCCACUGUCAGUGCGCCCGCACCCGUUACUGCUCCAGCAUCGGUUGUCCCAGAAGAACAGAUCCGUAGCCCAGUUGAGCAGACCCCCAAGGCCGUCGCUCCUGUGGAACCCAAGAAGGCGCCCUCUGAACUCAAGAAGAUGCUGGAGUCUAUCCCUGAGGAAUAUCUUCUCCCCGGAGCUCUGGUAACGCUUUCAGUCACGAUCAUUGCCGUUUUUGCCAUUGCCAGACUUGCCAAGUAG
Molecule: messenger RNA, 1857 nt
Organism: Gamsiella multidivaricata
Lineage: Eukaryota; Fungi; Mortierellomycota; Mortierellomycetes; Mortierellales; Mortierellaceae
Product: mitochondrial ribosomal protein subunit S4
Exons: 6
Coding region: 1-1857 (618 amino acids)
Molecular function (GO): protein binding
Source: RefSeq, a predicted model, not a curated record